AUGCCUCAAAACGAGUAUAUUGAACAGCACAUAAAGCAACAUGGUAGAAGAUUGGACCAUGAAGAAAGAAAGAGAAAGAGAGAAGCCAGAGAAGGACAUAGAAUAGCUAAAGAUGCCCAAGAGUUGAAAGGAUGGAGAGGUAAGCAAUUUGCUAAGAAACGUUAUAGUGAAAAGGUUGCUAUGAAGAAGAAGAUCAAGGCCCACCAAGAAUCCAAGGUUAAAGGACCAUCUACACCAAAACAAGAUGAAGGAGAAGCAUUACCAACAUAUUUAUUGGAUCGUGAAACUAAUAACACUGCUAAAGCUAUAUCAUCUUCAAUCAAGCAAAAAAGAUUAGAGAAAGCUGAUAAAUUUUCGGUUCCAUUACCUAAGGUCAAAGGUAUUUCUGAAGAAGAAAUGUUUAAGGUUAUUAAAACUGGUAAAUCCAAAUCUAAAUCCUGGAAAAGAAUGAUUACAAAACAUACUUUUGUUGGUGAAGGUUUCACCCGUAGACCCGUUAAAAUGGAAAGAAUCAUUAGACCUUCUGCUUUGAGACAGAAAAAGGCCAACGUGACCCAUCCAGAAUUAGGAGUUACUGUUUUCUUACCAAUUUUGGGGGUUAAGAAAAACCCUCAAUCUCCAAUGUAUACUCAAUUAGGUGUUUUAACUAAAGGUACUAUCAUCGAAGUUAAUGUUUCUGAAUUGGGUUUGGUUACUGCUGGUGGUAAAGUUGUUUGGGGUAAAUACGCUCAAAUUACAAAUGAACCUGAUAGAGAUGGAUGUGUUAAUGCUGUUCUUUUAGUCUAA
Hyphopichia burtonii NRRL Y-1933 is the source of this 786-nucleotide messenger RNA. RefSeq lists its product as uncharacterized. NCBI's taxonomy places the organism in Eukaryota, Fungi, Ascomycota, Pichiomycetes, Serinales, Debaryomycetaceae. The transcript has a single exon. The record is from RefSeq and is a predicted model, not a curated record. Bases 1 to 786 code for a protein of 261 amino acids. Gene Ontology annotation, biological process: maturation of 5.8S rRNA; maturation of LSU-rRNA. Gene Ontology annotation, cellular component: nucleolus; preribosome, large subunit precursor.